GGCAUGGUGGGGCACGACCCCACGUUGAAUUAUCUUAUCUUUUUCACUCGAAGAAUUCUCAGACGUAAGGCCUCACGCCCUCACUCACAACACAGCUUGAAAGCUUCCUAAUCAUGGGGAAAUCAAGGCGAAAUAGGAACCGGGCUAACCGCUCUGAUCCCAUAACAAAACCUGUCAAGCCUCUGUCUGAUCCGGAACUGGUUGCGCUUCGAGAAGCCCGCAUUCUUCCCGUGAUCAAGGACUUACAGAGUCCCGAGCCCAAGUCACGAACGGCGGCGGCCGGAGCUAUUGCAAACAUCAUCCAGGAUGUGAAGUGCCGGAAACUGCUCCUUCGAGAGCAAGUGGUUCCCAUCAUUCUCACCCAGACCCUUACGGAUAACAGCAUUGAAAGUCGGGCCGCUGGGUGGGAGAUAUUGAGGGUCCUGGCCCAGGAGGAAGAGAGUGACUUCUGCGUUCACUUAUACAGACUCGAUGUCCUCACUGCGAUCGAACACGCUGGCAAGAUUGUGGUCGACGCUUUAGCCGCCUCAGAGCCGCCCUUCGGCAAGACGCCCAAGGCACGGCAGCAGGUCGUCUGGGAUAUCUCCGCGGCACUGGUCUCACUUUUGACUGCUCUGGCUGUUGCCAGAGACGAGGCCCUAGAGACCAUCGUUGCCAAUCGAUCAAUUCUUCACUUUCUCUUCGUCCUGGCUACAAAUGAGGCAACAUCCCCAGAUCUCCUAGACGAGGUUUUCUCGUGUUUAAUGACGCUGUCUGAAGAGAACCUCGACUUCGGGCAAGCUGCCAUUGACGACCGAGACACUCGUUUCUAUGAGCAUCUUCUGAAAUUCAAGGAAGGGACCGGCUCGAGAGCAGUAGCUGCCUGCGGGGUCCUCCACAAUAUCUUCUACUCGUUGCAAUGGCAAGACCACAGCCCUGGCCAAGAUGGCGCAUGUGAUGCCAUCCUCAUCCCAGUUCUAGCAAGAGUUUUAGGUCAAACAUCGUUACGUCAACAGACAACAAACGGGACCCAUGGCUCAAGCCCAUCUGAGGUGUUGGAGCUAGCCUUGGAGAUCCUGGCUUCAAUAGGGACGGACCUACAAAGCACCCUGGAGAAGGCGAACAGUGCGGGAGACGGUGGGAAGGCCAAGGGGGAAUGGAAUGAAAUCGACGAUGCCGAUGCCGAUGCCGAUGCCAUGGACGAAGAUGACGCAGGUGUCGAGAUCGAGGGUGAGCAGUCGGCCGACGAAGACGAUAAUGAAGACGAUAACGACGACGAUAGCGAAGAAAUGGACCAAGACGAGAUGGAAGCCGACAUGGAGAUGGUAACCGGAACAGAUCACGAGGAGUCGGGUGCAUCUGGUAUAAAUGCCCUGCCGACUCUCAGGGAGCUGGUACAAAAGGCAACCCCCCAAAUGAUCAAAUGGUCACAAAUCCCACUGGACAGCGACGAAGCAAUUGCUGUGCAGGGCCAUGCCUUGUCGGCACUCAACAACCUUGCUUGGACCAUGUCGUGCUUCGACUUCGCCAACGGCGAGAACGCCGGAAUCUACAGCCUAUGGGCUCCAGCGGCGAAGAAAAUCUGGUCGAACACGGUGGCACCUAUUCUUGCGUCAGACACCGCCGAUGUCAACCUUGCGAGCCUGGUUACAAGUCUGGCAUGGGCCAUUGCUCGCAGCGUAAACGGCAACGUGCCCUUGACAGGCGACGAGUAUCGGAAGUUCAUGACCCUCUAUCAAGCCUCGAAGAGCCUUGACCAAGAGAACGUGGUAGGGUCGGGCGAGGCUUCGGAAGGCCCCGAAGAUCCCUUCCAGGGCAUUGGAGUCAAAUGCAUCGGGGUCCUCGGGCAACUCGCACGAGAUCCCGCACCGGUUGCCCUCAACCGAGAAAUUGGCGUCUUCCUGAUGGUUGUGUUGAACGGCCUCCCAGAGACCCCUGCAGCGGACGCCGUAGAGGCUCUCAAUCAACUGUUCGACAUGUACGGGGACGAGACCCUCGAAUACGACAAGGAAGUGUUCUGGAAAAACAACCUCCUCAAGCACCUGGAAGAGAUCUCACCGAAGGUAAAGUCGAUGGCCAAGUCGAUCGACAAGAGACGAUUUGGCGAGCUGAGAUCAAGGGCGGAUGAGGUGGUGCUGAACCUCGGAAGAUUUAUAAAGUACAAGCAAAAGCACGCACCAUAGACGGCGCCCAGCAACCACCUCUCGGUGUGAAGGUUUCCAAGCUUCACUCUAGCUGGGGUGCCUAGCUAGGUAACUAGACAUGAAGCGCUUGGCUAUGACGCGGCGCCGCCUGGAUCACAUAAUCUUGGUUGACUAUAGCAAAGAAGCUGGGUAUGCCAUUCCGUCGGAUUUAUACAAGGACAAGAAAUUAGGCAGAUCGCGAUCCCGUCAUGAUUGGAUUUUGUUUGCACCCUCCUCCACUGCUAGUAUAGUCCAUGACAUUGGCCACGGUAGCCAUCAGCGGCGACGGCGCCAGAACAGACCAACGGAGCGAGAUGCGAUUGCCCUUCCAUCAUGGUCUUGAAUUGCGAACAAGAGAGAUUGUGCCUCGCAAGUUGGGAGUCUCAGGGUAGGAAACGACGG
This is a messenger RNA of Phialemonium atrogriseum, 2564 nucleotides long. RefSeq lists its product as uncharacterized. Gene Ontology annotation, biological process: protein import into nucleus; ribosomal large subunit biogenesis. The transcript has 2 exons. Lineage: Eukaryota; Fungi; Ascomycota; Sordariomycetes; Cephalothecales; Cephalothecaceae. The coding region runs from base 114 to 2162 and encodes 682 amino acids. The record is from RefSeq and is a predicted model, not a curated record.